Messenger RNA from Octopus sinensis (East Asian common octopus), 2533 nucleotides. RefSeq names its product zinc finger protein 479-like. The transcript has 3 exons. The record is from RefSeq and is a predicted model, not a curated record. Bases 961 to 1965 code for a protein of 334 amino acids. Lineage: Eukaryota; Metazoa; Mollusca; Cephalopoda; Octopoda; Octopodidae.
AUACAGUAAAUAGGUGUUCUACGAAAACGCGAUAUUUUGGCAAAAUCGUAUUCUAUAUCGAUGAUAUCAGAAUCCGAAAACGUUUUUGGGACCCCCCCCCCCCUAAAAAAAAAACACCCAGACAUCGGUGGGGUGCACGUGUUGUGCCUACAUCGAUAUUUAUGUAUAUAUGCGUAAAUUACGACGAGGUCGACUUUGCCUUUAAUAUCUUUGCUGGGGCGGGACACAAUAAAAUAAAUACUAGUUGUCUACUGAGGUCAAGGUAAGCGACUUAGGCCCCCCCCCCAACACCUCCGCCGAUAUUGCUGGCGUUGUGCCAAAAUUUGAAACCAAUAUUUCAUACGCAUGCGCACUAAACGUACGUCCGUCUCCAUUCAUUACGUUACGACAAACAUUUGAAGUCUGGUGCCAGAAUUUCUCUCAAUUCACUCCUAAACACAUUUGUAAUAGAUUUCUCAACCACCUGACGCACUUCCAACAACAACACCAUCCUUUAUAAAGACAUUUCCGUGGAGAAAUGUUCUUAAAAUAAACUCCAACCACAGAAAUGCUGAGAAUCCAAUGCUUUAUUAUAAUUUAUCGAACCCUUGUUUCUUGAUAUAAGAAUAUCAGAUGACAUUGGCAUAACUGAAGAUACAUUCUCAUUAUUUAUCAGCUUUUUAAAGACCAAAAUGGAAAUAUUGUACAGAACAGAUAUAUAAGAUUGUUUCUAUAAAUCUGUGGUGGAAUUCCUCUGAUAUAUUUACUCUGAAAUGUGUUAUUAGCAAACCUUCUGGACAUCACUGGCUGGAGUGUCUACAAGAUGAGCCUGUUUGCAGAUUGAAUGUGGAUAAAUUUAGUUGUUUUGUGACAAAGGUAACAGUGGCCAGAAAUACAACAGUUGAAAUAUUUGUAAACAAAAGACUAUAGAAGCAAAAAGAAUAAAAAAAGAAGGUAUAUUGUGAAGUUGAAGGAAAAAUAAUGGAAAAGAGUGAGAAAGUGAAGGAACAGAUUUUACCAGAAGUUAGCAAAAAAGAGAGACAAAAAUUGUCACAUGACUGUGAUGUGUGUAAAAAGUCUUUCUCAAGUAAAUGUAACUUAAAUAGUCACAAACGUAUUCAUACAGGAGAGAAGCCAUUUCACUGUGAAAUCUGUGGUAAAUCAUUCUCUCAAAGUGGCAGCUUAGCUAAACAUAAACGUAUUCAUACAGGAGAGAAGCCAUAUUCCUGUAAUAUCUGUGGCAAAUUAUUUUCUGAUAACAGUGCUCUAACUCAACAUAAACGUAUUCAUACAGGAGAGUCACCAUAUCAUUGUAGUGUCUGUGGUACAAGAUUCUCUGACCAAAGUGUUUUAAAUAAUCACCAGCAUUGUCAUACAGGAGAGAAGCCAUUUCAAUGUGACAUCUGUGGUAAAUCAUUCUCUCAUAGAAGUGCUUUAACUAAUCACAAGCGUAUUCAUACAGGAAAGAAGCCAUAUUCCUGUAAUAUCUGUGGUAAAUUAUUUCCUGGUAAAAGUGCUCUAACUUAUCAUAAACGUAUUCAUACAGGAGAGUCACCAUAUCCUUGUGAUAUCUGUGGUAAAUCAUUCACCAUGAGUUCUAACUUAACUGGACACAGACGUAUUCAUACAGGAGAAACACCAUAUUCUUGUGAUAUCUGUGGUAAAUUAUUCUCUCAAAAUAUUUAUUUGACUUUACACAAACGUAUUCAUACAGGAGAGACACUAUUUCACUGUGAAAUCUGUGGUAAAUCAUUCUCUCAAAGUGGCAACUUAGCUAAACAUAAACGUAUUCAUACAGGAGAGACACCAUAUUCUUGUGAUGUCUGUAAUAAAUCUUUCUCUACCAGUAGUAACCUAAUGACCCAUAAACGUAUUCAUACAGGAGAGACACCAUAUUCUUGUGAUAUCUGUGGAAGGUCAUUUACUCAACAUAGCAGCUUAACUUCUCACAAAUGUGUUCAUAAGGGGAAGAAGCAAUCCCACUAAUAUUUAAACUAAAUCAUAAUCUCUAAGGGGUUACUGAAACCCUUUACCAUGUACGUUAUUCUGUCGAAUGCGAUGUUUAUAUAUUCACAUUAUUUUCAAUUUGCCAUCCAAAGGUUUAGUAAAAUUCUAUCAAUUAGAAAAAAGAUAUUUAAUUUUAAUUCUCAAAUUUUUAUCAAUUUUUGCGUGAUAUUAAAGGGACACUACUCAUAUAUGAACUUAGGCGCACACACACAGACACAGGAGACAAAAGACAAUACAAAGAGUUUUCAAAUUGAGUAAACAGGAGUAGUUGUGUGGUAAGUAGCUUGCUUACCUUUGUCGGAGACAGAUGUGUUUGUUUUUGGCAGAGAGUUCUUGCUGCUUGAUGUCACGUCUUUCGUCGUGAAAUAUUGAACUUUGAGGCUCGACUACAGGUAGGCGUUUGUCGUAUAUUUUGAGGGUUUAGUGGAGUUUGUUGCCCUGUAUUUAAUAUUUUUUGGUGAGUAAUAGACUCCAAUCUGCUCCAGACAUUUGCCUGCCUGUGGCCGCCUAUAAAGACUCACUUUGCAGUGAGAAUUGUGUUUUCGAG